Molecule: messenger RNA, 824 nt
Organism: Trichobilharzia regenti
Lineage: Eukaryota; Metazoa; Platyhelminthes; Trematoda; Strigeidida; Schistosomatidae
Source: the annotation of a GenBank genome assembly
AGUGCGGAGACUUUUCACUGUCUGUGGCUCUGGAAAGUUCAGUAUAGCCUCGACCUUAGUAGCCAGUGGGCGAAUGCCCUUGCAGUCAAUAGUGUGACCCAGGAAGUCGAAAUUCUACACCAAUCAGAUACCUCGUCGUCCGUUCGCUGGAAGAUGACACUGUAGUCGCUAUCCCAAACACUUGGGUUAUGCGAAGUGGUUUAUGUGCGUACAGCAGCACAGAAAACCAUCUAGAGCCUAUGUUUACCGGGGCUGGAUGGUCAGUAUUUCAAUUCCGUCAACUGCAGGAAUUUGAUACGUAUGAGAACUGUAAAAAGGGUGUAGAGCUUUUGAGAAGCAAUGAUCAAGGCACCAGGAAUGUAGACAUGGACGAUGAUAGGUUGCCAAUGCCUAGUAAGAGACCGAAAAGGGAUGCCAAGAAAAAUGAUAAAAAUUUCCUUUACAACUCAAUGGAUAUUGAUGUAGCCGCCAGUGAGGUUGGUUGCGUCAAACCACAAUAUCCAGAUUAUAACAUAUUUGAUGACUUCGUGGCCUCAAUUCCAAGUACUUCGGGUGCCCCCAUAUUCCAGUCUUCAUCUCCUAUUAGCAAAAAGACGUGUGUGUGUGUGUGUGUGUGACCGAUUGGCGUCUAACGAAUAUGCUACUGAAUCCUCAGUUAAGAAAUUACUCGAUACAAAUAUGGAAGUCAUUAACCUGUGCACGAAAAUAUUGAACAUUGUGACUACUGACAGAAAAUCUCGACAGCAAACCUACCCUCCAGCAAACGGGGACUUAACACUGCAGUUUCCGAUCGAGAAUGAAGACCAGUUAGAGAUGCUGGAAGC